AGUAUAUGCACAGUAUCAUAUAAUAGAUUAUAUGUAUAUAUAUAUAUAUUUUUCUUUCUUUCCAUUACUCCUUGUUGAACCAUUUCUCUCUAAAAGAAAAACCAUUUCCCUCUGAAAGAAAAAUCAUUUCCCUCUGAAAGAAAAAUCAUUUCCCUUUAAAUUCAAGUAUAUGCACAAUAUCAUAUAAUAGAUUAUAUGUAUAUAUAUAUAUAUAUUUUUUCUUUCUUUCCAUUUCUCCUUGUUGAACUAUUUCUCUCUGAAAGAAACACCAUUUCCCUUUAAAUUCAAGUAUAUGCACAAUAUCAUAUACCCAGUGAAAUAUAAUCAUGGAAAAAAACGGAAGUAAACGCGUUCAGCAAAACAUGGAAAGUUACUCUUCUCGUGAAAAACACGUUCUAUAGUUGGGCGAAUGCGUUCAUGAGCGACAAGAAUGAGUUAUGCAUCUGAAGGAACGCAUUCUUUGUCGUUCCACGCUUUUAUGGAAUGGUUUUUUUUCGGUUCAAAAUCGUUCUUCAUCCGAAGAGAAAGCUUUCUGAACCGUUCAUUUUUGGAACGGUCAGGAUCGGAUUUCAUCAAAAUGAGAAUGCUUUCUUUGACCUUCUCUCAAGAAAUACUUGAGAACGGAUUCUUCGAACUGAUGGACGCGUUCCAGACAAUCCAACAUCAUUCUUAGCGAGAAAAGAACGCAUUCUCUGUCGUUCUCCUAAUUGUCGAAUGCUUUCUCGUGAAUUCAAAAAUCAGUUUUAAAAAUACAGAACACCUUCUCGUCCGUUUCAUAACCCACAUAAAAUUAUCUCGUUAUAUUGAGAAAGAAUAUUGACUAGCUCCAAAUGGAUUCGUCAGUGUUCUCAAAUAUAUUAAUUUUUUUUGCUCAUUAUUUCCUGCAUAAAAUAUUAUCAUCAUAACUCUUAGUUCUUUUAUCAACAUCUGUUUUCAACGUUGAGCUUUUAGCUGCCGAUAUCGUGACAGUCUCAUUUACAAUACACUGACAAAAACAAUAAAAAUAGACACAAGCAAUGUGCAACAAUAAGAAGGAUUCUAGAAAAAUUCAGAGUCGUUCGGCAAACGAGUAUACAAUAAUUCUUCUCUUUCGUGAACUUAGCAAGCUUUUCCCACAAUUUGUAUUGUAUUGCCCAUUUAGUUUUUUUACAUCUUAAUAGAAACAAUCAUUUCUUUUAUCUAGUAAAGAGAGAAUUAGUGCCCUUUCGAUUAUUUUCAAUAUUAAUCAAAAAAAUCCGUUUUUUUAAAAUUUCUUUAGUUUUAUUCAAUCUUAACAGAAAUAAUCAUUUUUUUAUUCGAUAGAGAUAAAUUAGUGUUUCUUUAGUUUUAUUUCAUCUUACCAGAGACAGAGUUAGUUUUCUUUUAUUUAUAUUAUUGGACGAGAUAUAAGAAAAUAAACUAAUAGCAAAGUAUACUAAUUUGUCAAUCAUUUUAUUUAAUUUUAUUCAAAAACAAUAGUGAAGCUUUCCAUCUAUACACAAGGUCAUUAUCUACACAAAAUGACGAAAAGUGAAAAAUAUGUACAAAAUUGUUCUUUUCCUUUGUUCUGUUCUGACUAUUGAUAAACAUUGCAGUGUGAUCGAAAUAUUAUCUCUCCCAUUCAUUGCAACAUUUCUCCUUGUAUGUUUUCUAUUUCUGCUUAUAGAUCGAGAAAUGGAUAUUUAUUUUUUUUCAUCUUAGGGGUAUGUUCAAGGAGAAAUGGAUUUUUUCCAGCAGAAAUGGUUAAAAUUAUAAGAGAAAUGCUUUAUCCAUUUCUCGAUCUAUAAGCAGAAAUGGAAAACAUACACGGAGAAAUGGAUAUUUAUUUUUUUUCAUCUUAAGGGUAUGUACCAGCAGAAGUCUUUUUUUUCAAGCAGAAAUGGUUAAAAUUCUAAGAGAAAUGCUUUAUCCAUUUCUGCAAGUACAAGGAGAAAUGGAAAAGAGAGAGAGAAGUUAGACUUAUUUUUGGAAAAUUAUAUUCGAGCAUCAUAGAGAGGUCACUUAUUCGAUGGAAUGUGGCUAGAAAAUAAUUUUUGGUGAAAAAAAACUAUAGUUAUUUAGCUGCCGACUUUUAUUAUUAUUUUAAUGUGAUCUUUAAUAAAUAUCGUCUUUUAUGCAACCGCGAAGAAGAAUUUCGAACUUUGUUGAAGAAUUAUUUACUAAGUUCUGUUAUAAUUCAAUAUACUAUUAAAAAAACUUUACAAACAUGUCGAACAAUUGAUACCAAUAUACUUUCAUCUUCAACGUGAACUUCAGCGACUUUUUCUUGUUUUAUUACUUUAAAACAUUCAGAAAGUAUCCGGUCUGCUAAAAUAUCACUUUGACAGAACUCGCUAAUAUCAUUUUUAUUUUGACGAUUCUUUAUCAAAUUUGACCACUGAUAGAAUAAUUUGUAUUUUAAUGUUUAUAGGCACAGACAUUUUAUCUGAAUAUCUACUGAAUAAAACUUUGAUGAAUGUCGUUCUUUUUGAUAAAUAUUUUUCACUGGGUAAUAGAUUAUAUGUAUAUAUAUAUUUUUUUUUUUUCUUUCUUUCCAUUUCUCCUUGUUGAACCAUUUCCCUCUGAAAGAAACACCAUUUCCCUUUAAAUUCAAGUAUAUGCACAAUAUCAUAUAAUAGAUUAUAUGUAUAUAUAUAUUUUUUUUUCGUUCUUUCCAUUUCUCCUUGUUAUGCAUGAAUUUAUGUGGGGUGAAGCAUUUCUCCAUAAACGGGAACAAUUUCCCCAACGACUUCGUACUAUUGUCCACUGCUCCAUUUUUAUUAAUUGAUGAAGCUUAUUUGUGGUAUGUAGGACAUAUUGAUUUAAUCACAAAUUUUGAAUCUUUUAGUAAAUUAUUUCUCCAACAAUAUUCAUCUACAUCACCACCAGCACAAAAUAAUAUUCCUAUUGAGGCGGAUGUACCGUCAAAUUCUAUUUCUAGCUCUUUAUCUACAUCACAUUUACAACGCACAAUUGCCGAUGAAAUUAUUAAAAAACCAACAUAUUUUCGUGGUUCAAAAGAUGAUGUUCGUGAAUGGUUAGAAAAAUUAGAACAACGUUUUCAAAUGGCAAAAUGGAAUGAUGAACAAAAAUUACAAUAUAUUUCAAUCCAUUUACAAGAUGAUGCAUAUCGAUGGUGGACACAAACAUCUACGACGAUUAAAUCAUGGUCAUUAUUUACUGAAGCUGUUAUAAAGGCUUUUGGAUCAACAAAGGUACAAGAAUUAGCUUUUGAACAAUUAAAAUGGUACAAACAAACGGUUAAUCAAUCCAUUACACAAUAUUAUGAUAAAAUUAUAGAAUUAUGUAAGAAAGUUGAUCGUGUUAUGCCUGAUUCAUUAAAAUUAAAAUAUUUGAUGGCUGGUAUUAAAGAAUCAUUAAAAAUACAUGUUGCAUUACAGGAUCCAAAAACAACGGAUGCAUUUUUAUCGAUUGCUAGAAAAGUUGAAGAUACAUUAACAUUAACAAGUACCAAUAAUGAUGUGUAA
Rotaria sordida is the source of this 3446-nucleotide messenger RNA. NCBI's taxonomy places the organism in Eukaryota, Metazoa, Rotifera, Eurotatoria, Philodinida, Philodinidae. The record is from the annotation of a GenBank genome assembly.